This is a messenger RNA of Candidozyma duobushaemuli, 942 nucleotides long. It is a transcript of the gene SLP2, whose product is annotated as Slp2p. Bases 1 to 942 code for a protein of 313 amino acids. NCBI's taxonomy places the organism in Eukaryota, Fungi, Ascomycota, Pichiomycetes, Serinales, Metschnikowiaceae. Gene Ontology annotation, cellular component: membrane. The record is from RefSeq and is a predicted model, not a curated record. The transcript has a single exon.
AUGCUUUCUUUACUUCCUCGCAAGCCAAGCCUCCCAGUAUGGAGAAGGUAUAGUACACUCAAUGGAUUUAAGAGCACCUCGCCUGCUUUAAACUAUUUUCAGCGGACAAGAUUGCCAGCUAAUACCAUCGUGAAAUUCGUUCCUCAGCAAACAGCUUACGUUGUUGAGAGAAUGGGCAAAUUUCUGAAGGUGCUCAAGCCUGGAAUGGCAAUACUUGUUCCAUUUAUCGACAAAAUCACCUAUGUUCAGUCAUUGAAGGAAACAGCGAUCGAAAUUCCUUCUCAAAAUGCCAUUACAGCUGAUAAUGUAUCCCUUGAACUCGAUGGAAUUUUGUAUGUUAAAGUACUCGAUCCCUACAAGGCCUCCUACGGAGUGGAGGAUUUUAGAUUCGCUAUCAGCCAGUUGGCUCAAACCACCAUGAGAUCUGAGAUUGGCUCUAUGAAUCUUGAUUCGGUGUUGAAAGAAAGACAAAAGCUAAACACAAAUAUAAACCUCACUAUUAACGAGGCCGCAAGGGAUCAUUGGGGCGUUGAAUGUUUACGUUACGAGAUAAGAGACAUUCAUCCGCCUCAAAACGUUUUGGAUGCAAUGCAUAGGCAGGUUAGCGCAGAUAGAGCCAAGCGGGCAGAAAUCCUUGAAUCAGAGGGAACAAGACAGGCAAGAAUAAACAUUGCCGAAGGCGAAAAGCAAGCUGCUAUAUUGAAGGCGGAGUCUACUGCCAUGAGUAUUGAGCGUAUAGCAAAUUCCAUCAGUGGUACUCAGGGCGGCAAAGAUGCGGCCAGUCUUCAAGUUGCACAAGACUACAUCAAAGAGUUUGGAAAAAUUGCGAAAGACUCUAAUACCGUGGUUCUUCCUGCGAAUAUCAACGAUCUUAGCGGUAUGAUCACUUCAGGCUUGUCAGUAUAUGGCUCACUUGUCAAGAAUAAGGAAAAGUCUUCAUAA